This is a messenger RNA of Arctia plantaginis, 1428 nucleotides long. The record is from the annotation of a GenBank genome assembly. NCBI's taxonomy places the organism in Eukaryota, Metazoa, Arthropoda, Insecta, Lepidoptera, Erebidae.
AUGACCGAUUGCGCGGCGGAAUGUUCGGAAGCACUGGAUCCUCGAGUUCAGAUCGAACUAGAACGCCUGAACACAGCGACAGACGAGAUCAACCGUCUUGAAGUAGAGCUCGACGAAGCACGGCUAGCGUUUAGACGGCUUCUGGCUGAGGGCCAUCUGAAGAUACAACAGCUAACCAAGAAGCUAGGCACCAGCGUGCACAAGGCGCGGCCUUACUAUGAAGCCAGAUUUAGAGCUAAUAUUACUUCCCAAGAUCUCCAGGCCGCAACCUUGGCCUAUGAUAAAGCCAACAGCGCCCAUGCAGCGGCUCGGGAAAUGGUUUACUUGGCGGAGCAGGGGCUGGCGCGUCUCGCUGAGGGCAGCUCCGGAGUCACGCUCGACCCUGCCUGGCAGGAGAUGCUCAACCAUGCCACGCAUAGAGUCAAUCAGGCGGAGCUGGACCGCGCCAGCACGUCGGUGACGCACCGAAGCCGCGCGGCAGCGCACCGCGCCGCUGCCGCGCUCGUACAGCAGCUCCAGAAUUCCCUCAAGCGACACAUCGCCAAGUCCAGACCUUACUUCGAAGAGAAAGCCCGGAUUAACACAGCACUAGAAGCUCAGAAAGCCAGAAUCCACACGUUGGAAGAACAGGUGUCGGAAGCUAAGCAACAGUACUCGUCAGCUCUGAGGAAUCUAGAGCGCAUCUCUGAUGAAAUACACAAACAUCGCUCUCGAAGACAGUCUGCUAAAAAUGACAUAGAUCAAUCCACGAUAACCGACACGGCGAGCGACACGAACACUACUAACAGCGACAAACUUGAGGAGUUGUGCGAGAACAGCACCGAAGCCAGUGUCAGGGAGUGGCUGCGGCGAGCCGCUGACGCUCAAAGACCCAGGGGGCUGCCCGAUGGCUCUGACACCUGGACUGAGAUAGACCUGGACUAUUCCAGUCCUGAAGAGGUUAGCUUCGAGAAAUGUUCUCUUCGUGCUCGCUCGACGCCAGAGAAGUGGUCCCCGCCCAGCCCCGUGGAGUCCCGCGCGUCGGCCGCGUCCCCGCGCCGCAUCAUCACGGCCCCGCGCCGCAUGCCGCCCCUCCCACUCCCCCUCCCGCGGCCCAUGCCCGAGCACGCGCGCCGACAGAGCCUGGACGUGCUACUCCACGAUACCGGGGAGAAGGUCAAAGAAAUGUUCCAAGGACUGUCGCUAUUCGGCGAGCGUCGCGGCUCGUCGUCGGCCCCGCGCACGCCGCGCCGCGCCGCCUCGCCCCGCGCGCACUCGUCCGCGAGCGACGAGCGGUACUCCGACACUGAUAGUCUGGCUAGCGUUGAGAUGCUAACAGACGAUCAGAUAGCAUCUCUGAUGUUGGACGCGCAACUGGAAGCCGUGUGCGAGCGGCUGGCGGGCGUUGGCCGCGCGAGGGAUAACCACUCGCCCGAGCAAAGAUACUGA